Molecule: messenger RNA, 5715 nt
Organism: Symbiodinium sp. CCMP2592
Lineage: Eukaryota; Dinophyceae; Suessiales; Symbiodiniaceae
Source: the annotation of a GenBank genome assembly
AUGGACUUCGGCGACGCCCUCGCCGCCGGUUCUUCAGGCCGUUCCGAGGGCAGCUCUACCAGCACCCGCGAGCUCCAUAGUCAGCACAUUUACGAACUCCAAUUGGAGGUCAACGCCCUCCGUGCUGAAAUCCAAACUCUCAGGUCCGCAUUGCAAGCUCUGGAGGAGUCCCUUGCUCGUGCCUGGGUGAACCAGACCGGCCACCACCAACGUCUCUCGUGGCUCGAAGGGAUCAUUCAGACCUUGAGGGCUGCCUGUCGGGUAUUUCUUGAGCCUGGCGCCAUGAAUACCUUUAGUGCCAGCAUCUUGCAGCAACUUGCUGGUGUCACCCGCGAGCAGCUCGACGGUGCCUUGCCUCCGGCACAGGCCACUCUUGGGCCCCCUGAGCUUCCCUUUGCACCCGUGCCCGAUCUUGGGGAUGCCUUUCCUGCAAAUCCAUCUCCUGCAUCUGCUUCUGCGGAUAACUGGGGGUUUGUAGGAUUUACUGGUGACUUCGAAGGGUCUACCAAUGACUUCACAGCGCCUGUCUCUGAAGUCGAAGUCCAGCAAACUCACGAGUUUCCACCUUCCCCUCCCGUAGGGUUUAACCCCAAUCACUUCGAGGCCCAUUUAGCACCCCUCUGCGAGCCAGAUGAGCAAGCCCCUUCCCUCUCCCUUUUAGGGUCGGGAGAUGAAAACACUGCUUGGUAUGAAGAUGUUAGGGCCAUGAGUGAGUCACAUUUUUCAUUGGUGCCAAGUGCCAGCAAAAGAGACUUUGGAGAAGAGGUCCGUCCUGGUAGGAUUGCUCGUGCUGUGGGCGAUGAGCGCUCACGUACUGCCGUGGCAUCUCCUGCCCUGCCUUGGGAGAGAGGAGUCUUCAGAGCCAUCUUUGGGGAUGAGGGCUUAACUAGUCCCUUUGAUAACCUUGUGCUUAAGAUGCCUGGCCCCUUAGUUCCAGCACAUGUGCCGCCGGCGGAGCCAAAGAUCCCUGAGCCUCCCAUACCUUCAGCUGACAUCGCGAGCAGGGCAUUCAAAUCCUUCAAGGAUGUACAUCCGAGCGACGAGCGUGAUAUGGUCAUGGACCGAGCGGUGUGCAAACUGCAGCACAUUAUUUGCCGCACCGAUGUUGACCGUUUGUCACCUGAACUUGCAAAAGCAGCCUCUUCCAAAGAUGCAACAGACGAAGUGUUUGGCAUCGUGUCAGCUUGUGUAGGUCUUCGUAGUCCUCACACGGUUGUGAAGCGCGCCAACGCGAUCCUUGCAUACUUGAGAUGGUGUGACAAGGAAGGUUACGAGAAGCCAUUUUGUGAGGAUUCUGUGUGGAGCUUCAUUUCUUACUUAAAGAAAGAGAAGGCAGCUCCGACCCGUGCAGCCUCCCUCAUUUCAGCUUUGCGCUUUGCGAACUUCGUUUUGGGGCUGAGUGUGUCCGAGGUUCUUGCGAGCCGUAGGAUUCUGGGCCUCAGUGCCCAGCUGGGUGUCAAAAAGAAAGCGACCAACCGAGCCCGGCCUCUCAAGGUGUCAGAGGUUCGCUUCAUGCAUGGCGUGCUAGAGGACGAGAGUGCACCAAUCUGGGACCGAGCCAUCUGUGCCUACCUUCUUCUUGCACUCUACGCAAGAGCCAGACACAGCGAUUUGGUUCUUGUAGAAGAAGUGAUAGCAGACUUUGAUCGCCAGUGCAGCGGAUACCUAGAGAUCCGCCUCAGAUUCCAUAAGACGGCACAAACCAUUGCAAAGAAAAAUGAUUUGUUGCCGGUUAUAGUUUCAAGCAAGGGCAUCGUGAAAGGCGACUGGCUGGGGUUGGCUACUGAUGUAUUUGAGCGCGUGGGCCUCACCUUGGAUGGGACUGUCGGAUCGUUCCACCCAGAUGCUGCCCGAGCCUUGUACUUUACAGAUCCCCCAGCGCCAACUGUGGUGCCACAAGCGCCCGAGUUCAGGGCGGCUGUCAAGGCGAAGGUUGAAAUCAUCAAUGAUUCAGCGUCCGAGCGGGCUGAGUCCGAGGGGCAGCACUCCUCAAGUGGCAGCGAAAGCAGCGAUUCCGAGUCACAAGACGACUCCGACUCGUCGUCCGAGUCAAUUGCGCCGAUCAAAGCGCCCCGCCUGGAAAUCGAGCAGUGGGAUGCCGCUGACUGUGCGGCCAAUUCCAGGACCAGGACCCUUCACCUCUUGAAAUUUGUGUCUGGAGGUGGAAAUCUAAUCGCCACGUGCGGAAGGACCUCAGAGGUCAUGGUUCAAGCGGCGCAAGCACAUAUGAGUUUCCGGAGGUACCUCGGAGUUUUGACGUGCACAGUGGGCUGUCCGAAGCUCCUUUUGCUCGCCAUGUCCUCGUUAAUCGAUAGCGGUGCACACUUUAAAAGGCGUGCGGAUGAGGUCGGCCUCAGCAGUGCCGGGUGGACGAUCCUUCAGGCCCUUGGCAUUACCUCUGUAGGUAAGGCGGCGUACACCAUCACGUCGCCAGGUGAGCCAGUCACGGAACCCAUAUUCCGAGAUUGGGUUGCCGACAAUGCUGCAGGUAUGACUCUGGGUGAUCAAUCAUGCUUGAAAAGGCUCGUGUUCGAGUCCCAGACUCUGGUCGUUGCUGAGUUGCGCGACCAAGUAUCCGGGUCUCAAUCAUCUGCCCCUCGUCGUGUUCCCGAGGCUGAGCGGGACCGAAGACUGAACGAUCUUAGGGCGGCCCUCCCAGGCAUCACGCUGGAGGGCGUGAACAUGCCAAGCAAUGCCCUGUUGGAUUCAUGUUGUCAGCAAGAGCGAGACAACUUGCUUAAGUACAUCCCGCCUGAGAAGGCCACGAGCCGCACCCAUGAACUCACGAAUCCAAGACCGACCCAUCAGGCGCUGCAGGUCGAAGCAUCCAAGAUAGUUCUCAAGAGUGACGCUGAUGCCGUUGAGUAUCAACCGGUCAAUGUGCUCCAGACCAUGGAGGCCCUUCGGCGACGAGGUUUGGCCAUGGUGUUUGCACAGAUGAUUUCAUAUGAUGCCUACGAUCGGUAUGUGAAUCGUCUCUUUAACCACCUGUCCCGUGACCCGCCGCCAGGGCUCAAUCGCGUGAAUGUGACACAAUUGGUUAACGCUGACAAGCAGGUGUUUGCACUGCUGGCCGAAUGGGGUGUCAAACCAAGGAGGGAUACCGCAGGCGAGUAUCCCCUUGACCGAGAGAUGCACCGCGCUUUGGAAUCCUACGAGGUGUCCAUUGCCCUCAUGCACCAGGCUCCCCAAGGCAAGUUCCCGUUCAAGAAUAACCGCAAGCGUCAUCCCUCUCGGCCUUCAACCCCCGAUCCUCCUACGAAGCUCCCUAAAGGCAAAGGCCGAGGCAAAGGUGCCAAAGGUGGUCCUGCGAUGCCCAAGGAGCUUGUUGACCUGAAGGCGAAUGCCACCACACCUGAGGGUGUUUCCAGCCGCACUCGAUCCGCAAGUGUGCUGCCGCCGGCGCUUGAGCGCCUUCGAUCCCCUCUGAAGCAGUUUUGCAUCGUGAUUCACUCUUGUCUGAGCCUGCCUCGUCUCUUGUCGCAACUGGAGACCUGGCUGAUGCAUGCAAUCCCAUAUCCCCUCCUUGUGAACAGCACGCCCAAACCUUGCUUUCCCGCGGCCGGUGGCCUUUGGAUCGAGGGAGCUGGUGAGGAGGUUUGUCCUGACCCCGGGCAUCCCGAUGCCAAGGGACAUGUUCUGCAACUGCAUGAGCCGAUCCAGUUCGAUGCACACCGGCUGCAUGCGACAUGCCCGUGGACAGGAAAUCGCACCGUGCUAGCAGCUUUCGUAAUCAAUGAUUUCCACAAGUUGGAUGCUCAGCACCGCCAGCUUCUUCAGCACACUGCCUUUCGCUUGCCAAGCCUGUCUACUGGCGAGCUCCUGCCUUUGCGCCCAAGCAUCGCUUCACGGUUCCCAGUGGUCCUUGAAAUUUUUGCGGGUACAGCUCGUGUGACCGCAGCCUUGCGUCGCUGUGGCUUUGUCGGGGCCCAAGGUGUUGAUCACGUGGUCGUGGAUCAUGCUGCCUGUCCUGUGCUGUUGGCCGAUCUGACUACGCAAGAGGGCCAGCGUUUGACAAUGAUGUGGCUUUCCAGCCCUCAUGUUGUCGGUGUCUUCAUCGCUCCACCGUGUGGCACCAGCUCUCGCGCCCGGGAGAUUGCACUCCCUGGGCCUUCUCCCGCCCCGCUGCGAUCACUCACUUUUCCCGACGGGCUGCCCCAUCUGUCUGGUCUCAACCUGGUGCGCGUCAACAGGGCUAAUCAGCUGUACCACUUUACGACUACCAUCUGUGCUGAGGCCCAUCACCGCAACCUCAUCAUUGCCGUGGAAAAUCCGCGGAGUAGUCUCUACUGGUCCACCAGCUUCUGGGCUGCUGCGGCCUCCUUGUGUCCUAUGCAUACUGAUUUUCAACACUGUGCCUUUGGCGGUCGCCGGCCCAAGUGGACUCGCCUUUGCCACAACCACCAAGCCUUCCAUGCUUUGCAUCGCGUCUGUCCCGGCGGUGCCUGUGCUGCCCAACAUUUGCCGUGGGGUCGUUCUGAAGACGGCUCCUUUGCCACCGCCAGUGAAACCGCUUACCCGCCGCAGCUAGCCACCGCCAUCGCUCAGUGCUUCGCUCGAGCAGUUACUUUUCUGCCUGAGGCCGAGCCCUCCGUUGCAGCCAUGAGGGCCACUUCCGGCCUUCAGCCCAAGGCUUCUGCUGUGCCGCCUCUUGUCCCCGAGCACAAAGCUGUGCUUGUGAUGACCGGCCCAAGUGAUGCCACUUCCUUGCCGACCCUUCGCGCCCGACUGCCCGAGCCGUGGUCUGACUCGCGCUUCGCGCCUGCUGGGCCCGUGCCAGCCCACAGUCAAUUACUCCGAGCGGAUAAGAAGGGAAGUGAUCGACUCGAAUUGGCUUGGGGCAUAUGUUGGUCUCCAGAAGAGUUCAUACAUAAAGCGGUUCAAGCGGGACAUCCCAAAAAGUUUGACUCGCUACUGCCUUCCGCACUGAGCCACAGCAUAGACGUAAAUGCAAAAACAACGCCGGCCGAUAGAGCCGGCCUCAGAGCCGAAUGGUUUGCAAAGUGGACCAAACGUGCAGCUGAACUUUCGGGGGACGAAAAGAAGCUCAAGAGCUCUCUCCCCGAGUACGCCAGGAAGAUCGUCCUACCAAAAAGGAUUUUAUUGUGGCGUGAGAUUCUAGAGGAUCUCAAAUAUCCCGACAUUGGAGUGCUGGACGAAAUGCUUGAAGGAGUGCACUUGACUUCGGAACAGCUGCGCUCCAAAGCUAGUGAGUCCCGCCAGAGGAUCAUCGAUGCGAUCAAAUCGCAGGGUCACCUGGAUGAAGCGCUAGAGCAAAAGGUCGACGAAGAAGUGGAACUCGGCUGGCUGUCCGAGCCGAUAGACCCGGCCGAUUUGCCGGAAGACGCCACAAUCAGCAGGAGGUUUGCGAUCGAGCAGUCAGGUAAGAUUCGCUUGAUAGACGACCUGAGUGAUAGUGGUGUUAAUGGGUCUGUCCAAACCACCGAGAGCCCCAAACCUCAAUCCCUCGAUGUGGUGGCCGCCAUGGCCUUGGCCUGUCUUAGACAGCUGCCUGGGACUCCCAUGCUAGGGAAGACGUUCGACUUAAAGAGCGCAUACAGGCAAAUGUUUGUGUCUCCGGACGACCUAAUCCUCAGCAGCCAACGUGCCUGUGCGAUUGUGGCUUCAUCAUCGCCAAAGAACUUGUGGGCUACCCAUUUAAGCGUCUUCCACAUUCCCAGCAACGCCACGCCCGCAAUCAGCAAGAAUCCGUAG